UUGUUGCAGUUGGGGUCGUUCGAUAUAGAAUUGCCAAUUUUGAAUAUCAAUGAAUAAUGUCGUAAUUAUUAAACAAUUUACAUAAAACUUCAACACACAGUUGUGUUUACAACAUUCAACAUAAUUAUGUCUGAAGGAUCCUGCUGCUAAAGGUUUUCUCAGCAAAAAAUAACUCGUGGAAGCUGUAUAUUCAAAAAAGCAAUGGAAAAGGAAGACCGGGGACGAAUAGUGAGAGGGUAAUAACCGGGGAUAUGUGAAACUAUGCUGAGGGUGAGCUACGAUGGGGACGAUUGUGGCUGAGGAUGUGGACAUGUGUGCUGGGAGUGCUAUUUGUGAUACAAGGCGCCACCCCCGGCCCCCGGUACAGUUCAAGAAUUGUAGAGACUCAGAGCGGACAGAUAAGAGGGAUUAUUCAAGAGUUGCCUGUGCCACACCUGGAGCCGGUAGAGUGUUUCUUAGGCGUCCCCUACGCCACACCACCAGUAGGAAACCUACGACUCCGACCACCGAGACCUCCACUGCCUUGGAGCGGCACACGCUUGGCAGACACCCAGCCGCACGCCUGUCCGCAGAGAUCCCCCUUAUCCGCCAAUGCUACAGUCGCACUACUCAGCAUGCCAAGGGACCGCUAUCAGCACUUGAGGCGACUUGUGCCCUUGCUGAGGAAUCAGAGCGAGGACUGCCUCACUCUCAAUGUCUAUGUGCCUGCCAGUGGAAGCCGUGGAGAGGAAGCGCCAUAUGCCAUAAUGGUCUAUAUUCAUGGCGAGUCGUACGAGUGGGGAGCCAGUCAUGUUUAUGACGUCAGCGUGUGGGCCAGUCAGGGUCACGUGAUUGCUGUCACCAUCAACUACCGCUUGGGACUCUUGGGUUUCCUGAAGACCCACAGUGGGGCGAAGUCCUGCUGCUUCGCAUUACGCGACAUAGAGGCGGCAUUGGUCUGGAUCCAGACGAAUAUCGUGUCCUUUGGCGGCGACCCGCGAAGAGUGACUCUUGUCGGACAUGACACAGGCGCUGCCCUAGUCAACAGCCUGCUACUGGCAGACACUGCGGCAGGUCUUUUCCACCGUGUCAUACUGCUGUCAGGGUCUAUACUAUGUCCCUGGGCGGUCGCCUCAAAACCAGACUCCACAGCACGCCAGGUCGGCGCUCUCCUCGGUUGUCCCUCGGACACCGACCUCGCCGAGUGUCUCCGACGCGCUCCUCUCUCCAAGAUUCUCACCCUCGACCUCCAAGCACCACGCUUCCUCUCAGUAUACGGCCCCUGGUUCGCCACAGACCCACAGACGUCCUUGGAUCGUGCCGGUGAUUCUUUCAUUUCCAGACCAGUCAUGGUAGGUGUCGUAUCCACCGAGAGCUACCUCGACCUCAACUCUCAUCAGGUGCAGUUAGGUUUUGAGGAAGACCAAAGGAACAGGAUUCUCAGAACGUUCAUCCGGAACACAUACCUGUAUCACCUGAACGAGCUGUUCUCUACGGUGAGGAACGAGUACACUGACUGGGACAAGCCUAUCAUACACCCCAUCAACCUGAGGGAUUCCACCCUGGAGGCGCUCAGCGAUGGUCACACCGUCUCUCCCAUGGUACACUUGACCGUCCUACACUCGAGGAGAGGAUCAACAACCUUCCUACUGCACUUCAAUCACCAGACUAGGGAAACAGAUUAUAUCCAGAGGCUUGGAAGUUUGAGGGGCGAAGACCUGCCGUACGUCUUGGGUGUACCUCUGGUGGGUGGUCUUCCCCUUUACCCAGGGAAUUACACCCGAGCUGACGCAGCGGUCUCUGAAACAAUUCUUAGUUUUGUUACUAACUUUGCUAAAACUGGGAAUCCCAAUGAACCAAAAUUUGAGCGCAAUGAGUUCGGAGUCCUAAAGGAGAAGGACGUCCACAAGGGACUUACUUGGGAACAGUACAAUCCCAACAGUCAACUUUACUUAAGUCUUGGACCAAAGCCACGGAUGAGAAGUCAUUAUCGCGGUCACAAGAUGUCCGUGUGGCUCAACCUUCUACCUCAGCUUCAUCGGCCUGGAGACCGAGAUGUGGCCAUGAGACACCACUACUUCUUUCAGCGGAAUAACACCCACUAUGACGGAAUCGUGAGACCGGAAGUAGUGACUCGCAUUUCCCUUCCUCCUUCCACUUCCCCUCUGCUACCCACGGAGGACUGUGACAACUCCUCUACUGUGGAGCAAGACGGCGAACCACAGCCUAGCACAGAGGAACAAGGAACUCCCAGAAAGUCCUCCACACACCAAGGAAGAGGCCUCCUAGCCACGGUUGCUGCGGGAGGACUCCUAGCAGCUCUGAACCUGGCUGUUCUGGUAGCCACAGUGUGUCGGGCGCGACGUCGAGUCUCCAGACCGAAUCCUCACGACCUUCUCCAGCUACACAGUCCUGAGAUUGACCUAACUUGUCCGUCCCCUCACAGAAGAGUUCAUCUUGAAGACGAAAUUUCAGUUUAGUUCAACCCGAUAUCCUAAAUUCGAGUCGAAUAGGACGUUUUGCUAUACCUUGCACUACAAUCACAGAAGACAUACAGAAAAAGGGCUAAAAAGGAAUAGGCAAGAGCGAUAUUGUGGAAGAAAUAAUCCGGCUGUUAAUUUCAUCCUGCAGACAGGGGAAAUCAAUUACACAUUACUUGAUUAUUAUGUUUAUUAUGUUAAACAUUGUGCUAAAAUUUCCUUUACAAUUAAUUCUAUUGAUACAAAAUAGAAAUAGGCAUAUUUAAAAAGUAUUAUGGAGUCUAUAGCCCUGUUUGGGUGAUGUUUAAAAUAAGUCA
This is a messenger RNA of Homalodisca vitripennis (glassy-winged sharpshooter), 2776 nucleotides long. Its product is annotated as neuroligin-1-like. Gene Ontology annotation, biological process: synaptic vesicle endocytosis; chemical synaptic transmission; neuron cell-cell adhesion. Gene Ontology annotation, molecular function: signaling receptor activity; neurexin family protein binding. Gene Ontology annotation, cellular component: postsynaptic membrane; synapse; cell surface. The transcript has 11 exons. The record is from RefSeq and is a predicted model, not a curated record. The coding region runs from base 303 to 2459 and encodes 718 amino acids. Lineage: Eukaryota; Metazoa; Arthropoda; Insecta; Hemiptera; Cicadellidae.